GCAGACUCAGCCAAAUGAAUUGCCCCUUGAAAGAAAAACGCUCUGUUAGAAAAUAAAAUAAAGGUUUUUUUUGCAUGCAAAAUUGUGGGUUAAAAAGUGCAAAAACAAGGUGAAAAGUGCGUGGGGAUUGUGGCAAAAGUAUCAAAGAGUGCGUUUUUAAUGGUGGUACGGGGCAAUGUCGGCGUCAAUUGGGGUAAAUUUGCGCGUAACCGGACACUGCAGUCAGGGCGGUCGAAAAUAUAUGGAAGAUUUCUUUUCCGUGGCGUACCAACAAAGUGAAGAUGAAAAAGAUCUCGAGUACGCCUUCUUUGGCAUCUACGACGGCCAUGGGGGCUCCGAGGCAGCCACCUACGCCAAGGAGCACCUCAUGAAUGAGAUUGUGAACCAAAAAUUGUUUUGGUCAGAAAACGAUUUGGACAUUUUGAAAGCCAUCCGGGAAGGUUAUCAUGCCACACACAACAAGAUGUGGCGUGAACAAGAAAAGUGGCCCAAGACACCAACGGGAUUACCCAGCACAGCAGGAACCACGGCGAGUGUUGCCUUCAUCCGUCAUGGAAAGAUUUAUAUUGGACAUGUUGGAGAUUCCGGAAUCGUUCUUGGAUAUCAGGAUGAAUGUCAACCACAGUGGAGGGCAAGACAACUCACUCAGGAACACAAACCCGAGAGCAAUGUGGAAAAGACGAGAAUUAUGAAUUCUGGCGGGAAGGUGGUAACGAAAUCGGGAGUCCCACGUGUGGUGUGGACCCGUCCACGAUUGGGGCACAAGGGACCCGUGCGGAGGAGUACGCCAAUUGAUGAAAUACCCUUUUUAGCCGUUGCCAGGAGUUUAGGUGAUUUAUGGAGCUACAAUUCGGAACUCAAUGAGUUUGUCGUGAGCCCGGAUCCGGAUGUGCGGGUAAUCCCGAUCGAUCCAAAGAAGUUCCGUUGCUUAAUCUUCGGCACAGACGGCUUAUGGAAUGUCCUGUCGGCAAGUGCAGCCGUGGAGGUUGUUCACAAUGCUGAGGUGAUCAAUGAGCGCAACAUGUUCUCCAAUUCCCCAAAGAACUGGAUAAAUCCCAGCAAGUAUCUCGUGGAUAAGGCCCUCGAGAGGUGGAGUAAUACGAAAAUGCGGGCAGACAAUACGUCUGUUGUUACUAUAAUGCUCGACCCACCGGGUCCACCGAAAAGAGACCUCAUACGAUCUUCAUGUCCAACUGGAGCUCAUAUUUUGGACCAUGUGCUGUACAUUCAGAAUGCCGGUGAGAAAAUUGGCUUUGGUCGGUGUCAUGGGGAGAAUGAGGGAUCAGCACCACUUCCGAUUCUUGCCCAACUUCGUCCACCAGAUCCGUAUGGGCCGUCAACGAGCUAUGACGUACACAACCUCCAGCAGAGCCACGAUAUGGCCACAUCCUCCUCUACGGGCACAUCGUACAUGAGUAGUGGCUUCGUGGAGUCGUACAGUAGUCUGCUGGAAGAUCAUGAGGCACCGUACCACCAUGAAGCGUACACAAAUGUCCUUCAGACACCCAUGGAGAUGCUGCAGCAUCAGCAGUCUACGUCGCAGUUCACCCCAUGCGAGGAAACCUACUCACUUACAAAGCUCGAAACGCGCACAGAGCAACUAACAUCAAUGGCAGCUGCUAUGUCUGGAAGCGGAAGGGAUCACCUCAUGGCAAUUGACGCAUUUCACGAUUAUGCGGGCUUUGGGCCAUCAACGUCACAGGGUGGGCAUGAUGUACACCAAGAGGGUGGCAGUGGACCAACAACUGAGGAAAUUCUCGCCUAUUGCCGUCGAAUGGCUGAGAAGAAUGCCCAAAUGGAUGCAACGGAACGCUACUUUGCCACUUCCGUGUCAUCCCCGAGUAAUUCGAGCACCUCGUCGGAAGUUUCCACAGAUUCCCCCAAGGUGAGUACAUUGGGGGUUGCUCCAUCACUGGAUGAUUCAGUCCAAAUUCACGAGAUCUCAUCGAGCAAUCAAGUUCCCGGUGAUGCAAAAGCCGGGGCGAGUGCUCAAGGGAAGGAGGUGUCCCACCAAAUGAAGGAGGAUUUCAAGAAAGGUGGCAAGGAUGAUGAUUGUGAUAUGGCUAUGCGGGAUGAGGGUGCUGAUGCUGCAAAUGUGCCAAGGAGGACUGUACGGAGAAUACAGCGUCCCAUCACGAGACUGGGUGUCGUAACGAGAUCUCAGGAUGCCAAGUCACCUGCUGGCAAGGUAAAACAAAAAGAGAAUACCAAAGCGAGGGGUACAGUGGGGGCCUGCAGACUCCGUAGUGGCAAAAUUGUUUGCACAGGAGUUGGUGCGAGAUUGAGGAAUGUUCAGGCAAGAGGAGCAGCAAAUCGCCUAAGGAUCCUGGCAGUUCACUAAAAGUCCAAAAAAAAAAAAUCAUCGAAUUGUCGCACAUUUAGCUCUUCGCCACCAAUAGUUUCAUUUUAUUCCUCAACACAAAAGAAGAAGAAAAAAACUUACCGCCCCCGCGGCUGAGGAGACAAAAUCACAGUUUUAACAUGAUAAAAUGGAAAAAUUCGUACAAAAACAAUCUGUGGAUCCGUAGGGUAGUAGAGAUAUAUACAUACAAGAGAAACACAUUUUCAGAUAAACAUAGUUUUAAAAAAAGAAAAUUAAUGAGAAAGAAAAAGUUUACAGAGAUUUAUCGUGAGAAAAAAAUUGUAAAAUAAUAUUUAAGUCAUCAAAGUGCCUCCUUUUACUGUAAGAAAGUUACCACGUUUUUUCUGGGAGGAAUUGCACACGCUGUUAGGCCACGCUAAGCUCAUUUUUGACCACAUGAUUUUAUGUUUAAAUUCUUUUUAAUUCAUUUUACUGCACCAUUUACUGGCUUGAUUACAUUUUGAGAAGAUUUUCUUUUCUCCCAACAGAAAGUAUCGUAGAAACGAUUUUUUAUUGCAUAGAAUUGGGAAUUUUAUUUCACAAAACUUUAAAAAAAAUUAAUUGGAGGUGAUUUUAUUCCAAAAUUGUAAAUACAUAUAUGAUUUUUUUGUAGAAACUCAAUUUAUGAACUUUUUUUUUAAAAAUUAUUUAUAUCUUAAUUUUAUGAAUCAUCUAAUGGCGUGAACAAUCUUCUGUGUAAUAUUUACAUAAGAUAAACAAUUUGUCAAAAAUACAAAAAAAAUGUUAAUAAGUCGAGAAAAUAAAUAAAUAAUAUAUUAGUUAUAUACGAUGGUA
Molecule: messenger RNA, 3157 nt
Organism: Lutzomyia longipalpis
Lineage: Eukaryota; Metazoa; Arthropoda; Insecta; Diptera; Psychodidae
Gene: Pp2C1
Exons: 4
Coding region: 176-2341 (721 amino acids)
Biological process (GO): protein dephosphorylation
Cellular component (GO): nucleus; cytosol
Molecular function (GO): cation binding; mitogen-activated protein kinase binding; protein serine/threonine phosphatase activity
Source: RefSeq, a predicted model, not a curated record